GGCCAUUUAGUUGAAAAAUAAAAACGCUAGUGUCAGCACUCACUAUUCGAUUCGAUUCGAGAGUGGUCGUAGAUUGUUGCCGGUUCGGUGGUGUGUUUUAGCGAGUGUGUUGUAAAACAAAAACAAUUGCCGGAAUAGAAACCUCGAGUAUUACCUCCACAUAGUCAUAAACAUUCUUUAAUUCUUAUCAAAAUGACUUCAAUCGUUCCAUCGACCCCUAAUCCCGACAUUGUCAAAGAACGUCGUAAUGCAACCUGCAACAGUGAGGAGCUGGCCCAGUGGUUCCAUGGUGGUGCAGAGAAAUUGAAGAAUAAACGUGAAAUUGAACACGAGCUUUUCAAGGGUCUUGAAAAAGGCUAUGGCCUCAAACAUGAAUAUCUCGAUCAUGAGGGUGUCUACAAUCGGGCUGUGGAACAAGUUGUUAUUGCUUCCAAAAAGCUCAAGAAAUUACAACAGGAAAGGAAUCCCGGAGGAAAUGAUAUAUGGCCAAAGGGUCUCUAUGAUGUCUAUAGCCAUGGUCUGUUUCCAGCCAACAGUCCCGUCUCCACACACAUUACCAUGUUUGUGGAUGUGAUCAAGGGUCAGGGUACAGCAGAGCAGGUGGAGAAAUGGGCCAAGGCAGCGGAGAAUUGUAAUAUCAUUGGUACAUAUGCCCAGACGGAGUUGGCUCAUGGCACCAAUGUUAGGGGUAUUCAGACUCGGGCCGAUUAUGAUCCAAAGACACAGGAGUUUGUAUUGAACACGCCCUGUCUGCAGGCCUACAAAUGGUGGCCUGGAGGAUUGGGUCACACUGCCAACCAUGCCAAUGUUGUGGCUCAGUUGUACAUCAACGGUGAACACAAGGGCAUACAAAUGUUCAUUGUCCAGGUGCGUGAUCUGGAGACUCAUAUGCCCAUGCCAGGUGUGGAUAUUGGUGAAAUUGGCAAAAAAGUGGGUAUGGCUGCUGUGAAUCAAGGCUUUUUGGGCCUCAAGAAUGUGCGCAUUCCCCGCGAAAAUAUGCUCAUGAAAAACGCCAAAGUCAUGCCGGAUGGUACUUUCAUUGAGAGUCCUGUGUCGAAAUUGUCCUACAUGACAAUGGUCUAUACGAGGUGUCUAAUUGUCAAUUUGGAUGCCACUUAUCUAUUGGAGGCUGCCACCAUUGCCACACGCUAUUCGGCUGUUAGACGACAAAGUCCAAUUAAUCCAAAUGAACCUGAACCCCAAAUCAUGGAUCAUGUAGCCCAGCAAUUGAAAUUGUUCCCUGAAAUUGCCACCGGCAUUGCCUAUCACAUAUCUGCCGAACACAUGUGGGAGUUGUACAAUCAAACGGUCGACGAAAUCAACAAUGGCCAAUACUCGCGACUUCCUGAAAUGCAUGCCCUCUCGUGUGCCCUUAAGGCCCUCUGCACCACAGAUGCCUGUGCUGGCAUUGAACGCCUGCGAUUAUCCUGCGGCGGUCACGGCUUUAUGGCUGUUGCCAACAUAGGUAAUAUCUAUGGCAAUGCCGUUGCCGCCUACACCUAUGAAGGUGAAAACACAGUACUGCUCCUGCAAAUUGCCCGUUUCCUGGUGAAAUCCUGGUCCUAUUUGGUGGAGGGUAAAAAAAUGUUAUCCAGUGUCGAGUAUUUGAGGCAAGGCCUGAAAAAGGAUACCUUCCCCAAAUGGAACAACAGUUGGGAAUGUAUUGUUGAGGCCUUGAAAUACACUGCAGCCCACAAAACUCGCAUAGCAUUUGAAAGCUUCUCGGAACGAAUGAUGGCCGGUGAAACACAACCAGAGGCAUUUAAUAACAGCAGUAUUGAAUUGUUGCAGGCAGCAGAGCUCCAUGGUCGUCAAUUCGUUGCCGAAACAUUCUGGAAACAAAUCACCGGUCCCAAGACAGCCAAUCUGUCCAAACCCACGAAAGCCGCUUUGGACAAUUUGGUUGAAUUGUAUUUGGUCCACACCGCCCUCAGACAUAUGAAUGAUAUUCUACGUUUCAUUUCGUUGACUGAAGCCGAUGUGAAAUCGUUACAAAAUCGUUUGGAAGCUGUCCUCAAGAAAUUGCGCCCCGAGGCUAUUGCCAUUACCGAUGGUUUCGAUUUCAGUGAUGGUGUUCUGAAUUCCGUACUGGGUGCCUAUGAUGGUAAUGUGUAUGAGCGUAUCUUCGAAGCAGCCAAAAUGAGUCCCAUGAAUCAGAAACCCGUUCAAGAUUCCUUUGAGAAGCAUUUGAAGCCGUUUAUGAAAUCGAAAAUGUAAAUGUGUAUGUAUAUGUAUUCCUGUGUAUAUAUGUAGUUAAUUGGUCUGUUUUUGGUACAUAUAUUUAUGUACGGAUUAACUUUUUAUAUUUAAAUAAAAUAAAUAGUUAUAAAAUAAGAGAGAACAAAAA
This is a messenger RNA of Musca domestica (house fly), 2347 nucleotides long. RefSeq names its product probable peroxisomal acyl-coenzyme A oxidase 1 (gene Acox57D-d). Lineage: Eukaryota; Metazoa; Arthropoda; Insecta; Diptera; Muscidae. The record is from RefSeq and is a predicted model, not a curated record. Gene Ontology annotation, cellular component: peroxisome. Gene Ontology annotation, biological process: lipid homeostasis; fatty acid beta-oxidation using acyl-CoA oxidase. Gene Ontology annotation, molecular function: FAD binding; acyl-CoA oxidase activity; fatty acid binding. Bases 193 to 2217 code for a protein of 674 amino acids. The transcript is spliced from 7 exons.